CCUCGUCGAGGUCGCGUCACCCGGACAAACUCCGAAUCCAAAAAAACAAAAGCGCACGCCCCGGACGCAAACCCAAAGCCCAAACCCGACGCAACUGCUCUUCCGUUCCUUCCCUCCCUUUGCCUUGCUUGCUUCCUACGCCCGUCGCUGCUGCCUACACGAGCCCUCGGCCACGUCACGGCGGGGGGGAGUCGAGAGAGACCCCAUGGGCGCCGUAGCGGGUUACCGACGCAGCCGUCACCUUCCGUCGUCGCGCGCGCCGCGGCCGCGAUGAGCAGCUCGACUAGGACCGCUGCGGGUCCGCCGGAUCCGGGCGCCGACCACGCAGUCGCUGCGUGGCCUGACUUCCUGGGCCGCCUCGCCGAGCUCGCGGCCGCGGCGGAGGCACGGGCCGCCCUGGCGCGCCGUCUCGAGGCCGCGCUCGAGGUGCGGAGGGAGUCGCUGCGGCAGAACGCGGCGCUGGACGAGAUGAGGCGGCGGCUGGAGCGGAAGCAGAGGCGCGCGGAGGAAGCCGUCGUCGGGAAGAGGAGGGCGGUCGAGGGCGUCGAGCGGCGAAGGGAGCAGCUGCAGGCGCAGAUCGAGCGGGUGCUGCCGCUCUCCAGGGCCCUCGCCGCCGCGCACAGGCGAGUGCAGGAAGCCAAGGAGGAGUUAUCUGGAGAGAAGGCGCGGCUUGGGGAUCUGCAGAGACUGCUUAGGAUGAGGCAGCAGUUUAUGGUAGCCCAGGUUGCUGCCCUGCACCCUGCGAGGAUCUUCCAUGAACUGACGGUCGCAGAAAACCAUCGUUCAGACGCUAAUGGAGAGCAUGGAACAAUGUCAGAAGAAAAUGAGGCACUUCCACGCAAGAAUGGAAAUGGAACACAUCUUCUCAAUGUUAUCAAAUCUCCACACGUUCCUCACUUGACAUUUUUUAGUUGGCACAUAGGAAAGCAUAAAACAAAGCAGCAGAGUUACAGUCACAAGGAGCUUCAGAGGUCAGCAGCUGUGCUGGGAUAUGCCGCACAUGCAGUCUUGCUCAUAGCCUCAUAUCUUGAUGUCCGGCUCCGGUAUCCUUUGCACUUCGGAGGAUCACGAUCUUAUGUGAGUGAUCGUUUGCCUUCAGAUGAAGCAGCAUCUGUUGCUUCAGCAGAACAUCGAGGUGUCAACAGCAAUGACUCAAAACUAACAGAUUACCCCCUUUUCCUGGAAUUCCAAGAUGAUUCUACUAAGGCGUCCUAUGCCAUUUACUUGUUGCACAAGGAUACGGAGCAGCUUUUGGACUACAUUGGAGCAGAGAGUUCUGAAAGGAAUGUAUUUGGUAAUCUACGGGAACUUAUUAGGAUUAUACAGUCAGAUGAGUAUUUGUACAUAUGAUCGAUGACUGCGAUUUUGGAUUGGUUAUACUGUAGAGUUGGUAGCAUGUACUUACAGAGUUACAGUUGUAAGUAGGUGUUCUUUCUGUUCUUUUGUGUGGUUCUUGCCUACUUCUGCAGUGCUGAGUUUUUGUGUGCACGGGAAAGUGGCACGGUGGAUUCUGCUAUAGAUUAAAUGAUAUUUACUUACAAAAGGGUUUACCAUGGGCAUCAGCCUGUCCAUGUAUAUGUUUUCAGGUUUCUGGGUAGUACACUCGAGGCUAUUGAGCAAUACCAUUAUUGGUUAAUGUUA
This is a messenger RNA of Brachypodium distachyon (stiff brome), 1641 nucleotides long. RefSeq lists its product as uncharacterized. Gene Ontology annotation, molecular function: SNARE binding. Lineage: Eukaryota; Viridiplantae; Streptophyta; Magnoliopsida; Poales; Poaceae. The record is from RefSeq and is a predicted model, not a curated record. Gene Ontology annotation, biological process: SNARE complex assembly. The transcript is spliced from 6 exons. Bases 271 to 1350 code for a protein of 359 amino acids. Gene Ontology annotation, cellular component: lytic vacuole; endosome.